AUGCCGUCUAUUAACGGAUCUACUUCUGUCAAUGGCAGUUCAAAGUUCCUUGAUUUCUCCAGCGCUGUCGAGACGCUGAAAGAGUACCAAUCUCGUGAUGGUCUCGGUAUUGAGGAUCUUGUUGACACCAAACAGCGUGGUGGUUUGACAUACAAUGAUUUCUUGAUCUUGCCUGGUUACAUUGGUUUCCCUGCCUCAGAAGUCGGACUUGACUCACCUAUUACCAAGAGAAUCACACUGAAAACCCCUUUCGUCUCAUCGCCUAUGGAUACUGUUACUGAACAUGAGAUGGCCAUUCACAUGGCUCUACAGGGUGGUCUUGGUGUUAUCCACCACAACUGUUCACCAGACGCCCAAGCCGACAUGGUGAAGAAAGUCAAGAGAUAUGAAAAUGGCUUCAUUGUUGACCCUGUUGUCAUUAGCAAGGAGACCACUGUUGAGGAAACCAAGGCUCUCAAAGAGAAAUGGGGUUUCGGUGGUUUCCCUGUUACUGAAUCUGGGAAGCUUGGCUCUAAGCUCCUAGGCAUUGUAACGAACCGCGAUCUUCAAUUCGAGGACGACCUCCGCCAAACGGUCGAUAAAGUUAUGGUGACCGACCUAGUCACUGCCCAAUUGGGCGUCACUCUUCCUGAGGCGAACAAGAUUCUUGCCAAGUCCAGGAAAGGCAAACUGCCUAUCGUUGACAAGGAUUUCAACCUCGUAUCCAUGAUCUCCCGUUCCGACUUGACCAAGAAUUUGCACUUCCCACUUGCGUCUAAGCUUCCUGACUCGAAGCAGCUCAUCUGCGCUGCCGCGAUCGGUACCCGUCCAGAGGAUAAGAUUCGCUUAAAGAAGCUCGUCGAUGCGGGACUUGACAUUGUUGUCCUAGACAGCAGUCAGGGUAACAGCAUGUACCAGAUCGAGAUGGUCAAAUGGAUUAAGCAGGAGUACCCCGGCCUCGAUGUCAUUGGCGGAAACGUAGUGACUCGGGAGCAGGCCGCAAACCUGAUUGCCGCAGGAGUUGAUGGACUAAGAAUCGGAAUGGGCAGUGGAAGCGCUUGCAUUACACAGGAGGUCAUGGCCGUGGGCCGUCCCCAAGCAGCUGCGGUGUACUCCGUUUCUGCUUUCGCAGCGAAAUUUGGAGUACCGUGCAUCGCAGACGGUGGUGUCCAAAAUGUGGGCCACAUCGUCAAGGGUCUUGCUCUCGGUGCUUCCACCGUCAUGAUGGGUGGUUUGCUCGCAGGCACAACUGAGUCCCCGGGCACUUCAUUCGUCUCGCGUGAAGGUAAACUGGUUAAGGCGUAUCGUGGUAUGGGUAGUAUCGACGCUAUGCAGGAUAAAAAAGCCGGUGCUGGCAGUAAGAACAGCCAAGCUAGUAACGCGGGUACCGCUCGGUACUUUAGCGAGGGAGACAGCGUCCUUGUUGCUCAAGGUGUCUCUGGCGCUGUGGCGCAUCGUGGAUCGAUCAACAAGUUCGUGCCGUAUCUGGCAGCGGGCCUGAAACACUCGCUGCAGGAUUGCGGUAUGCGGAGUUUGAAAGAGAUGCACGAAAGCGCAGCCAACGGCACCCUCCGGUUUGAGAUUCGCACUGCUAGCGCACAACUAGAGGGCGGCGUGAACAUGGAGAGUUACGAGAAGAAACUCUAUGCUUGA
Daldinia childiae is the source of this 1632-nucleotide messenger RNA. RefSeq names its product Inosine-5'-monophosphate dehydrogenase. Gene Ontology annotation, biological process: GTP biosynthetic process. The record is from RefSeq and is a predicted model, not a curated record. Gene Ontology annotation, cellular component: cytoplasm. NCBI's taxonomy places the organism in Eukaryota, Fungi, Ascomycota, Sordariomycetes, Xylariales, Hypoxylaceae. Gene Ontology annotation, molecular function: IMP dehydrogenase activity. The coding region runs from base 1 to 1632 and encodes 543 amino acids. The transcript has 2 exons.